AUGAUAUUUAUAAAUAUUUCUCUAAUUGUGUAUGUUCAUUGUGUUGCCAUAGGAAGUUGUAGUGCUCUAUAUGAACAAUGUGGUGGAAUCAAUUGGACAGGUCCAAAACAAUGUUGUAAUGGAUACACAUGUGUUUUCCAAAAUGAUUAUUAUUCACAAUGUCUUUUAACAACUGAAGGAUCGGGAUCUUCUAGCAAUACGCCUCGUCCAUCGACAACACAAUCACCAUCGAAUACUGGUCGAAAAAAUGGUGUAACAACUCGUUAUUGGGAUUGUUGUAAAGCAAGUUGUGGUUGGACAGGUAAAGCAUCUGUUACAAAUCCAGUGAAAACAUGUGCACGAAAUGGUAUUACACAAGUCGAUGUUAAUGCUCAAUCAGGUUGUAAUGGUGGUAGUGCUUAUAUGUGUAAUAAUCAACAACCAUGGAAUGUUAGUUCAACUCUUUCAUAUGGUUAUGCUGCUGCAUAUAUAUCUGGUCAAAGAGAAUCUAAUUGGUGUUGUGCUUGUUAUUCAUUAAUAUUUACAACAGGUCCUGUUGCUGGCAAAGAAUUAAUUGUACAAGUAACAAAUACAGGUGGUGAUCUUGGUGAAAAUCAUUUUGAUCUUCAAAUGCCUGGUAGUGGAGUAGGUAUUUUCGAUGGAUGUUCAAGUCAAUUUCCUGAAGUUACUAAACCUUUAUGGGGUCAACAAUAUGGUGGUAUUAGUCAACGAUCACAAUGUAACAAUUUACCAACCGUUUUACAACCUGGUUGCUUUUGGAGAUUUGAUUGGUUUCAGAAUGCUGACAAUCCAAAAAUGUCUUUUAAAGAAGUUCCAUGUCCAGCUGUUCUUACAGCAAAUACACAAUGUGUUAGAAGAUAG
Messenger RNA from Rotaria sp. Silwood2, 861 nucleotides. The record is from the annotation of a GenBank genome assembly. NCBI's taxonomy places the organism in Eukaryota, Metazoa, Rotifera, Eurotatoria, Philodinida, Philodinidae.